Messenger RNA from Carya illinoinensis, 1449 nucleotides. Its product is annotated as replication protein A 70 kDa DNA-binding subunit B-like. NCBI's taxonomy places the organism in Eukaryota, Viridiplantae, Streptophyta, Magnoliopsida, Fagales, Juglandaceae. The record is from RefSeq and is a predicted model, not a curated record. The transcript has 8 exons. The coding region runs from base 47 to 1249 and encodes 400 amino acids.
AUCUGUUAGGGACAUUACUCCAGCCACAAGAUAUUGGAAAAUCAAAAUGAUCGUUACAGAAAAGUCACCAAAACGUACGGCGCAAAAUUCAGCAACAAAAUACCAAAAUUUGGUACUUUUAGAUUCUGAGGGAAAUCGCGUGCAGGCAGUGAUCUUUGGGAAAGACAUCGAUCUACGUAAUGAUACACUGUAUAUCUACCAAUCAUACUAUAUCGCAAAUGCUUUGGUAAGAACAAUGGAUCCAAGGCAUCAAAGAGGACCAUAUCAAUUUCAAUGGACAAUAAACUCCAAGACCAUUGUUGAAGAGAUCGAAGAAGACGAGCCAGCACUUAGACCACCAGAAUAUAACCUUGUUCCUUUGAAUGAACUUGGCGUACACAUAGACACAGAUGCUGAAAUAGAUAUUUUGGCACUUGCAAUUCAUAUGAACCCGCCAAAUGAAGUGAAUACGAACCAUGGAAAAUCGUUGAUCCAAGAGAUAUACUUGAUUGAUCCAGGUCUAAAACUCCUGCGUUUAACAAUGUGGAAUCGCUUUGUUCAUGACGAAUGCCACGAAAUUUCUGACCUUAUUCUGGCAAAGCCAAUUAUUUUAGGAACACGGAUCAAAGUUUCUUCUUAUAAUGGCCUAUCGCUGUCAUCAAGACCGACGAGUGUCUUUAUUGUUGAACCCCUUCUUUCAUCUUCUGUUGCAUUACGUACAUGGGCAGCACAAAAUGAUAAAUUGCUGGAAGAAAUCAUUGGAAAUAGUUUUGGAUCAGCUUCAAGUAGUUCUACCGAUCCAAUCAUAAAAGUAUCUGAAAUCGCAGAAAAACUGAUAUCUGCUCCAGCAAUGGCGAGGUCCACAUAUUUGGUUAGAGGCAAAUUUAGAAUGGUUGAUUUUCACCAGUCAUUCCACUACGUAUCAUGUGAGAAUUGUAACAAGGCAACUGGCUAUGACCUCGGUGAAAACUUCAUAUGUUAUAGUUGCAAGAAUGCAGCAAUUGCACGGGCAAGGUGUCGAGUUUAUUUAGAUGUGUAUGAUGAUACCACAUCGACACCCGUUGUUAUUUUUGGAUCUUUGGCAGAGGAAAUUUUGGGAUGCACAGCUGUUGAUCUUAUAGACCGUACAGACGAGAUAAAAUCUAUACAUUUAAAUACGUUUAAAAAUUUUGAUACAUUAUCUUUUUAUAUGUUUUUUCAUUGUUACAGGAACAUCUGCCUUAUAUUGAAAACAUUGCAAACAAUAUUGAAAAUAAUGAGUGGAUCAUAGUCUUGGGUGCGCAGAUGAAUGAAUCUGGGAGGUUACGCCAAAACAAACUUACUGUAUUAUCUGUUAAUAACGUCCCAGGAACAGCAGAAUGAGUUUCCAGACUUCUCUUCUGAAACUUUUGACUAUUGUAAUAUAUAAGUACAGGGUACUCAUGUAUAGUUGUAGUUAUGUUUAUUAGAGUGCUGUAUUAUAGCAAUGAA